CACAUAUUAGGCCUGAGACUAUUCUUCAAGGAUGAUUAAGUCCAUUAAGCACCCAUUUGGGAAGAUUUAUUCCUGGUCAAUUUAUGUCAGAUUCCAAAGGGGUACCAUCACAGAUUUCACGCGAUUUUCCCGAAAUGCCAUUUUCUUUCGAUAAAUACUACGAAUCAUUGAUUCGGCCCGAGGCUAUUCUCCAUCGAUAGUGAAGUCUAUGGAACCUAUUCUCCGCCUACAAUUAAGUCCAUUAAGCUAUAGUUUGGGGGAAUUACUUUUAGGAUGACAUUUUUGUAAAUUUUAGGGCGAUUUUUUUAAGGUCCAUUUUACUUGGAUUUUGAAGGCUACAAAUCCCAUAUUCGGCCUAAGACUGUUUUUCAAGGAUGAUUAAGUCAAUUAAGCACCGAUUUGGGCGGAUUUAUUACAUGUCAAUUUUUGUCAGAUUCUAAAGGGGUAUCAUCACAGAUUUCGGGCAAUUUUCCCGAAAUGACAUUUUCUUUCAAUUUUGAAGGCUACGGAUCACGGAUCGGGCCAGAGGUUAUUCUCCAUCGGUGGUGAAGUCUAUGGAUCCUGUUCUCCACCGACGAUUCAGUCCAUUUUGCAACAAUUUGAGGAAUUACUUUUAGGAUGGCAUUUUCGUAAUUUUUUGGACAAUUUUUUUUUCGAAGGUCCAUUUUACUUUGAUUUUGAAAGGACAGAUCACUGAUUCGGCCCGAGACUAUUCUUCAAGGAUGAUUAAGUAUUUAAGUUCAUUAAGAACCAAUUUGGGCGGAUUUAUUACGGGUCAAUUUUUGUUAGAUUUCAAAGGGGUACCAUCAUAGAUUUCAGGCGAUUUUCCCAAAAUGACAUUUUCUUUCAAUUUUGAAGACUACGGAUCACGGAUCGGGCCGGAUGCUAUUCUUCACUGAUAGUGAAGUCUAUGGAUCUUGUUCCCCACCGACGAUUAAGUCAAUUAAGCAACAAUUUAGGCGAAUUACUUUUAGGAUGACAUUUUCGUAAAUUAUUGGGCGAUUUUUUUCCGAAGGGCCAUUUUUCUUGGAUUUUGAAUGCUGCAGAUCACAGAUUUGGCCUGAGACUAUUCUUCAAGGAUGAUUAAGUCCAUUAAGCACCGAUUUUGGCGGAUUUAUUCUCGGUCAAUUUUUGUCAGAUUCCAAAGGGGUACCAUCACAGAUUUCUAGCGAUUUUCCCGAAAUGACAUUUUCUUGAUAUUUUGAAGGCUAUGGAUCAUUGAUCGGGCCAGAGGCUAUUCUCCAACGAUGGUGAUGUCUAUGGAUCCUGUUCUCCACCGACGAUUAAGUCCAUUAAACAACAAUUUGGGGAAAUUACUUUUAUGAUGAUAUUUUCAUAAUUUUUGGGCGAUUUUUUUCGAAGGGCCAUUUUACUUGGAUUAUGAAAGCUGCAGAUCACUGAUUCGGCCUAAGACUAUUUUUCAAGGAUGAUUAAGUUCAUUAAGCACCAAUUUGGGCGGAUUUAUUCAGGGUCAAUUUUUGUCAGAUUUCAAAGAGGUACCAUCACAAAUUUCGGGCGAUUUUCCCGAAAUGACAUUUUCUUUCAAUUUUGAAGACUUCGGAUCACGGAUCGGGCCGGAUGGUAUUCUUCACUGAUAGUGAAGUCUAUGGAUCUUGUUCUCCACCGACGAUUAAGUCAAUUAAGCAACAAUUUGGGGGGUAUUACUUUUAGGAUGGCAUUUUCGUAAAUUUUUGGGCGAUUUUUUUUUUCGAAGGGCCAUUUUUCUAGGAUUUUGAAUGCUACAGAUCACAGAUUUGGCCUGAGACUAUUCUUCAAGGAUGAUUAAGUCCAUUAAGCAUUGAUUUGGGCGGAUUUAAUCAGGGUCAAUUUUUGUCAGAUUCCAAAGGGGUACCAUCACAGAUUUCGGGCGAUUUCCACGAAAUGACAUUUUCUAGAGAUUAUGAAGCCUACGGAUCACAGAUCAGGCCAGAGCCUAUUCUCCACCAAUGGUGAAGUCUAUGGAUCCUAUUCUCAACCGACGAUUUAGUCCAUUAAGCAACAAUGGGAAAUUACUUUUAGGAUGAUAUUUUCGUAUUUUUUUGGUCGAUUUUUUUCGAAAGGUCAUUUUACUUGGAUUUUGAAGACUACAGAUCACAGAUUCGGCCUGAGACUAUUUUUGAAGUAUGAUUAAGUCCAUUAAGCACCCAUUUGGGCAGAUUUAUUCCGGGUAAAUUUUUGUCAUAUUCCAAAGGGGUACCAUCACAGAUUUCUGGUGAUUUUACCGAAAUGCCAUUUUCUUUCGAUUUUGAAUCCUACGGAUCAGUGAUUCAGGUUGAGGCUAUACUCUCCGAUUGUGAAGUCUAUGGAUCCUAUUUUCCGCCUACGAUUAAGUCCAUUAAGCAACAAUUUGGGGGAAUUACUUUUAGGAUGACAUUUUCGUAAAUUAUUAGGCGAUUUUUUUUCCGAAUGACUGUUUUACUUCGAUUUUGAAGGCUACAGAUCACAGAUUUGGCCUGAGACUAUUCUUUUAGGAUGAUUAAGUUCAUUAAGCACCGGUUCGGGCGGAUUUAUUGCGGGUCAAUUUUUGUUAUAGAUUCCAAAGGGGUACCAUUACAGAUUUCGGCGCGAUUUUCCCGAAAUGACAUUUUCUUUCGAUUUUGAAGACUACGGAUCACAGAUCGGGUUUGACGCUAUUCUCCACUGAUGGUGAAGUCUAUGGAUCCUGUUCUCCACCGACGAUUAAGUCAAUUAAGUAACAAUUAUGGGGAAUUACUUUUAGGAUGACAUUUUCGUAAAUUUUUUGUCGAUUUUUUUUCGAAGGGCCAUUUCUCUUUGGUUUUGAAUGCUACUAUCCCAAAUUUGGCCUGAGACUAUACUUCAAGGAUGAUUAACUCCAUUAAGUAGCGAUUUGAGUUGAUUUAUUCCGGGUCAAUUUUUGUAAGAUUCCAAAGGGGUACCAUCACAGAUUUCAGGCGAUUUUCCUGAAAUGACUUUUUUGAGAUUUUGAAGGCUACGGAUCACAGAUCGGGCUAGCGGCUUUUCUCCACUGAUAGUGAAGUCUAUGAAUCCUGUUCUCCACCGACGAUUAAGUCCAUUAAACAACAAUUUGGGGUAAUUACUAUUAGGAUGACAUUUUCGUAAAUUUUAGGGCGAUUUUUUUCAACGGGCCAUUUUACUUAUAUUUUGAAGACUACAGAUCACAGAUUCGGCUUGAGACAAUUUUUCAAGUAUGAUUAAGUCCAUUAAGCACCCAUUUGAGCAUAUUUAUUCCGGGUCAAUUUUUGUCAGAUUCCAAAGGGGUACCAACACAGAUUUCGGGCGAUUUUCCCGAAAUGCCAUUUUCUUUCGAUUUUGAAUGCUACAGAUCAGUGAUUCGGCCCGAGGCUAUUCUCCGCCGAUGGUGAAGUCUAUGGAUCUUAUUCCCCGCCUACGAUUAAGUCCAUUAAGCAACAAUUUGGGUGAAUUACUUUUAGGAUGUCAUUUUAGUAAAUUUUUUGGUGAUUUUUUUUCGAAUGACCAUUUUUCUUGGAUUUUGAAGGCUAGAGAACACAGAUUCGCCCUGAGACUAUUCUUCAAGGAUGACUAAGUCCAUUAAGCACCGAUUCGGGGGAAUUUAUUAGCGGUCAAUUUUUGUCGGAUUCCAAAGAGGUAACAUCACAAAUUUCGGGCGAUUUUCCUGAAAUGGCAUUUUCUUGAGAUUUUGAAGGCUACGGAUCACGGAUCGAGCCAUAGGCUAUUCUCCAUCGGUGGUGAAGUCUAUGGAUCUUGUUCUCCACCGACGAUUAAGUCCAUUAAGCAAAAAUUUGGGGGAAUUACUUUUAGGAUGGCAUUUUGGUAAUUUUUUCUGCGACUUUUUUUGGAGGGCCAUUUUACUUGGAUUUUGAAGGCUACAGAUCACAGAUUUCACUUGAGACUAUUCUUCAAGGAUGCUUAAGUCCAAUAAGCACCGAUUUGAGCGGAUUUAUUCCGUCUCAAUUUUUGUCAGAAUCUAAUGGGGUACCAUCACAGAUUUCGUGUGAUUUUCUCAAAAUACCAUUUUCUUUCGAUUUUGAAGGCUACAGAUCUCGAAUUAUGCCCGAGACUAUUCUCCACAGAUGGUCAAGUCUAUGAAUCCUUUUCUCCACUGACUAUUAAGUCAAUUAAGCAAUAAUUUGGGGGAAUUGAUUAUAGGAUGACAAUUUCGUAAUUUUUUGGACGAUUUUUCUUCGAAUAACCAUUUUACUUGGAUUGUGAAGGCUAGAAAUCACAUAUUCGGUCUGAGACUAUUCUUCAAGGAUGAUUUAGUCCAUUAAGCUCCGAUUUGGGUGGAUUUAUUCCGGGUCAAUUUUUGCUAGAUUCCAAAGGGGUACCAUCACAGAUUUCGGGCGAUUUUCAAGAAAUGAAAAUUUCUUUCGAUUUUGAAGGCUACGGAUCACAUAUUCUGCCCGAGGCUAUGCUCCACUGAUGGUGAAGUCUAUGGAUCCAGUUCUCCACCGACGAUUACGUCCAUUAAGCAACAAUUUGAGAGAAUUACUUUAAGGGUAGCAUUUUCGUAUUUUUUUGCAUGACUUUUUUUAGAAUGACCAUUUUACUGGGAUUUUGAAGGCUACCGAUCACAGAUUUCAUCUGAGACUACUCUUCAAGGAUGAUUAAGUCCAUUAAAACCGAUUUGGGUAGAUUUAUUCCGGGUCAAUUUUUCUCAGAUUUCAAAAGGGUACCAACAAAGUUUUCGGGCGAUU
Linum trigynum is the source of this 4658-nucleotide messenger RNA. NCBI's taxonomy places the organism in Eukaryota, Viridiplantae, Streptophyta, Magnoliopsida, Malpighiales, Linaceae. The record is from the annotation of a GenBank genome assembly.